UUUAUGUUUAGUUUGUCUUCGCAUAUUGCUAAGUAAUAUACAACAUUAUUUUAGAAUUAUUUUUAUAAUUCAACAGUUGAUAAAAUUAAUUAUUUAAUUAAUUAAAUAACAAUUAAAGAUGGCAACAUCAGCGUUAUUAAGAACAGGUCUUAGAUCAGUGAUUUCAAUGGGUGCAAAUUUAGAAAAAAAAAUUGUACCUGUUGUUAAUAAUUCUUCAAUUUUUUAUGGUAAUGACAGCUUGAGAAUGCAGCGAAAAUAUCAGUUUGCACAGAUGACGAGAGCCAUGUCGAGCAAACGAAAUGUUCAUCGUCAAUCCGUAUCAGCGUCUGUUGAAGAAGACAGUGAUAGUGACAGUGAUUCUGAUUCUGAUUCAGACAGAGGAUCAUCUGAAUUUUGGCGAAGAAAAAUGCGCACAUUACAUAGUCACUUGGAUGUAAAUAAAGAUGGUGUUAUAAGUUAUGAUGAUUUUAUGUUACUUGGUGAGCGUUUUGCUGAUUUAGGUCAUUUAACACCCGAGGGAAAAAAAGAAUUUCAAAAAGUUUUAACUGAUAUGUGGGAAGAACAAUGGGGUGAAAUAAGUCCAUAUAAUCUUGUUGGAAUUGAACAAUAUCUUGAAGAGAUGCAUCAUGUUGUCAAUGAUUCAUCAUUAAAAAGAAAGUGUCAUCUUUUUCUUCCUUAUUUAUUCAAGGCUGUUGACAAAGAUUCAGAUGGUGAAAUAUCUGUUGAAGAAUUUAAAUUAUUUUUUAAAUGUCUUGACAUUGACAAUGAUCAUGCUGUUGUAUCAUUUACAUUUAUCGAUACAAAUGAGGAUGGAAAAAUAACAAUUGAUGAAUUUAUAACACUUGGAAGAGAUUUUUUUGUCAGUGAGGAUCAUACAAAACCCAGCAAACAUUUCUGGGGACCAUUGAUAGAUUAAAUUUAAAAAAUAAAUAUAAGACGGAGUAAAGAAAGAAG
Molecule: messenger RNA, 954 nt
Organism: Aphidius gifuensis
Lineage: Eukaryota; Metazoa; Arthropoda; Insecta; Hymenoptera; Braconidae
Gene: CBP
Product: sarcoplasmic calcium-binding protein
Exons: 5
Coding region: 119-916 (265 amino acids)
Molecular function (GO): calcium ion binding
Source: RefSeq, a predicted model, not a curated record